AUGGCAGCGGAGCGCGAAAGUGCAGACGCUGUCGCUGCGGCGGACACGCAUCUUUCGGAGUACGAAGCGGGCAACAAUGCGGACUCGGAGGUUCGCUAUGCCGAUGGCGAGGAUGCGGAGCUCGAGGCGAUGAAGCAGCGUGUGGCUGAGAUGGAAGCCGAGGCCGCGAAGCUGCGCGAGAUGAACGAUGCCACAGAGCAGGGCCUUGGUGGCGCUGGUGGCGCAUUCCCCACGGAAGAAGAAAAGCUGGAGAUUGACGGGCGCAGUGUAUAUGUUGGCAAUGUCGAUUAUGGCGCAACGCCCGAGGAAAUCCAGCAGCAUUUCCAGAGCUGUGGCACAAUCAACCGUGUCACGAUCCUCUGCGACAAGUUCACCGGUCACCCUAAAGGUUUUGCCUACGUGGAAUUUGCCGACCCCUCGUUUGUGGAAAACGCGUCGGUGCUGAACGAGUCGCUCUUCCGCGGCCGCCUGCUCAAGGUGACGCCGAAGCGGACCAACGUGCCCGGCCUCUCGGCGCGCGGUCGCGGCCGUGGCCGUGGCUCGCGCGGCCGUGGCCGCGGUGGUUUCCGUGCGCGUGGCUCGUGGCGUGGCCGUGGCCGCUAUUAG
Malassezia japonica is the source of this 606-nucleotide messenger RNA. RefSeq lists its product as uncharacterized. Bases 1 to 606 code for a protein of 201 amino acids. Lineage: Eukaryota; Fungi; Basidiomycota; Malasseziomycetes; Malasseziales; Malasseziaceae. The record is from RefSeq and is a predicted model, not a curated record. The transcript has 2 exons. Gene Ontology annotation, cellular component: cytoplasm. Gene Ontology annotation, molecular function: poly(A) binding.